CUGAAUUUUGUGUUAGAAAUAAUUCCUUAGCGAAAAUUUAUAGUUUCGAUAGUAGUAAAGUAUGCUAAGUUAUUUUUCACAUGUCAUGCUCUAAGUUUGUGAGAAAACAGCUAAAUACUGCGGCAUAGACAAGGAUUUGUAUGUAUGCUUUUUGAAGCUUCACGAAAACAACGGACUAGUAUGUAUGGAAGUGCGUUAGACUGAUUGCGCCGCAAAUUAUUUACUCGGUGUCGCAUAUGGUGAGGAAUGAAUGUGAAUAAAUCAAUAUAAGUUUGGCUUUAUACAAGGGGAACAAAUUUAAAUAAGUUGUACCAAAAUCAGAAUGGCAACUUUAGAGCAACAAGCAUCUAAACUUUUGGAUUUUAACCAAAAACUCGACAUCACUUUGCUGGAUAAUAUUGUCGGAUGUUUGUAUUCAUCUGUGGGUGAGCAGCAGCGGAUAGCACAGGACAUUCUUACUGCUCUAAAGGAACAUCCCGAUGCUUGGACACGAGUUGAUACAAUUUUGGAGUUUUCUCAAAAUCAAGAAACUAAGUACUAUGCUUUACAAAUUUUGGAACAGGUGAUACAAACCAGAUGGAAAGUUUUACCCAGAAACCAGUGUGAGGGAAUUAAAAAAUACAUUGUGGGUCUUAUCAUCAAAAAUUCAUCUGAUCCAGUCACUAUGGAGAAUAACAAAGUGUAUCUGAAAAAGCUUAACAUGAUUCUUAUUCAAGUGUUAAAAAGGGAAUGGCCACACAACUGGCAAACCUUCAUAAGUGACAUAGUGGGUGCGUCCAAGACCAACGAGAGCCUUUGUCAAAACAAUAUGGUCAUUUUGAAACUACUCAGUGAAGAAGUGUUUGUUUUUAGCACAGGACAACUUACACAGACAAAAGCAAAACAUCUCAAAGAUACUAUGUGUUCUGAGUUUAAUCAAAUAUUUCAACUAUGUCAAUUUGUACUUGAAAAUUCACAAAAUGCAACAUUGGUAGAUGCAACACUUCACACAUUGUUAAGAUUUCUGAACUGGAUUCCUUUGGGUUACAUAUUCGAAAUGAAGUUAAUUAGCACUUUAAUUUUUAAGUUUUUGAAUGUGCCAAUGUUCCGAAAUGUAACAUUGAGCUGUCUGACAGAAAUAGCUGGUGUAACCGUCAGUAAUUAUGAAGACCAGUUUGUAGCACUGUUAGUGCAGACAAUGGAGCAGCUGGAAGUGAUGCUGCCGCUGUCAACCAACAUCCGAGAAGCUUAUGCUGCUGGUAGAGAUCAAGAACAAGUGUUCAUUCAAAACUUAACUCUUUUUCUCUGCACAUACUUGAAAGAGCAUGGUCUGCUUAUUGAAAAAAGAGGUCUAACUACAACUCUCAUGAAUGCUCUUCGAUAUCUAGUCUUGAUAUCAGAAGUAGAAGAAGUUGAGAUCUUUAAAAUUUGUCUGGAGUUUUGGAAUGCUUUAGCAGCAGACCUUUAUAAAAUCAGCCCCCAUUCGUCCAGUUUGUACAGCUUAGGCAAAAGUGUCGGUGGAAGAGCUCUGUAUGCUGAUGUCUUAAGUAGUGUACGCUACAUCAUGAUCUCUCGAAUGGCAAAACCAGAAGAAGUGCUUGUGGUUGAAAAUGAAAAUGGAGAAGUUGUAAGAGAAUUCAUGAAAGAUACUGAUUCAAUAAAUCUCUACAAAAACAUGAGGGAAACACUUGUAUAUUUGACUCACUUGGAUUACCAGGACACUGAACGCAUCAUGACUGAAAAGCUGCAGAACCAAGUGAAUGGUACAGAAUGGUCAUGGAAAAAUCUUAACACUCUUUGCUGGGCAAUUGGGUCUAUCUCAGGAGCUAUGAUGGAAGAAGAUGAAAAACGCUUUUUGGUGGUUGUCAUCAAAGAACUUUUGGGCUUGUGUGAACAGAAAAAAGGCAAAGACAACAAAGCUAUCAUAGCUAGCAACAUUAUGUAUGUUGUAGGACAGUAUCCACGUUUCCUAAGAGCCCACUGGAAGUUUUUAAAAACUGUUGUGAAUAAACUUUUUGAAUUCAUGCAUGAGACCCAUGAUGGUGUCCAGGAUAUGGCUUGUGACACCUUCAUUAAAAUUGCCUUGAAAUGUCGCCGGCACUUUGUAACAACUCAGGUUGGUGAAGCUUGUCCAUUUAUUGAAGAAAUUUUAAGCACAAUCAGUUCUAUAAUUUGUGAUCUUCAAACCUUGCAAGUACACACUUUUUAUGAAGCUGUAGGAUACAUGAUUAGUGCACAAGUUGACCAAGUAGCCCAGGAACAACUCAUUGAGAAAUAUAUGCUUCUUCCAAACCAAGUUUGGGAUGAUAUAAUAUCACAAGCAUCACAUAAUGUAGACAUCUUAAAAGAUCCCGAGGCAGUAAAGCAGCUUGUGAGUAUUCUUAAAACCAAUGUCCGUGCGUGCCGAGCUUUGGGUCACCCUUAUGUGGUGCAGCUCGGUAGAAUAUACUUGGACAUGCUUAAUGUUUACAAGGUGAUGUCAGAAAACAUAAGUCAAGCUAUAGCCCUCAAUGGAGUUGUUGUCACCAAACAACCUCUAAUCAAGAAUAUGAGAAUAAUAAAGAAAGAAACCCUGAAAUUGAUCGCCAGUUGGGUAUCCCGUUCUACAGAUUGUAGUAUGGUUUUAGAAAAUUUCAUACCUCCACUUCUUGAUGCAGUUCUUCUGGAUUAUCAAAGGACCACAGUCCCAGAUGCUCGAGAACCUGAAGUAUUAUCUUGCAUGGCUGCAAUCGUGUAUAAACUUGGUGGGUUCAUCACUUCAGAAGUUCCCAAAAUUUUUGAUGCUGUCUUUGAGUGUACUCUCGAAAUGAUAAACAAAGAUUUUGAAGAAUACCCAGAGCAUAGAACAGAAUUUUUCUUGUUGUUACAAGCAGUCAACACACAUUGUUUUAAGGCAUUCCUCAGCAUACCACCAGCACAAUUUAAGUUGGUGCUGGAUUCCAUAAUUUGGGCAUUUAAGCAUACAAUGCGAAACGUCGCCGACACCGGCCUUCAGAUACUGUUCGGUUUGCUACAGAAUAUGGAACUGCAUCCUCAAGCAGCACAGAGUUUUUACCAAACAUACUUGUGUGACAUUUUGGAACAUGUAUUCAGUGUGGUGACCGACACAUCCCACGGUGCCGGCCUCACCAUGCAUGCGACCAUCUUGGCUUACAUCUUCUCUCUGGUAGAAGCUGGUCGUGUUACAGUGCCUCUUGGUCCAACCCCGGAUAACGUUCUAUACAUUCAGGAGUAUGUGGCAAAUCUUUUGAAAAUAGCAUUCCCUCACUUAACAGACAAUCAGAUCAAAAUAACUGUCCAAGGACUGUUCAACUUGAACCAUGAUAUUCCUGCUUUCAAAGAUCACCUGAGAGAUUUCUUAGUACAGAUAAGAGAGUACACGGGUGAGGACGACAGCGACCUGUACCUGGAGGAGCGUCUGCUGGCGCUGCGCCAGGCGCAGGAGCUCAAGCGGCGCGUGCAGCUGUCCGUGCCCGGCAUCAUCAACCCGCACGAGCUGCCCGAGGAGAUGCAGGACUAGCGCGCCCCGGCGGGUAACGGUUCACUUUAGAUAACUCAGUUAGCGACAGGGAAUUAAUAAACUAUUAUUAAUUUUACAAUGUGACAUAACGUGUUUUGUUUACCUAUUUUAAGUGAAUAUACGAAGCUAACAAUGCUUU
This is a messenger RNA of Ostrinia nubilalis (European corn borer), 3638 nucleotides long. RefSeq names its product exportin-1 (gene emb). Gene Ontology annotation, biological process: protein export from nucleus; ribosomal large subunit export from nucleus; ribosomal small subunit export from nucleus. The record is from RefSeq and is a predicted model, not a curated record. The transcript has 4 exons. Gene Ontology annotation, molecular function: nuclear export signal receptor activity; small GTPase binding. Gene Ontology annotation, cellular component: nucleus; cytoplasm. NCBI's taxonomy places the organism in Eukaryota, Metazoa, Arthropoda, Insecta, Lepidoptera, Crambidae. The coding region runs from base 323 to 3499 and encodes 1058 amino acids.